GAGGGGCCACCCACCGCUACAUUGCUCGGCUCGCGCGAUCGGUUGCUUGGUACCGCCGAGCCAAGCCUGUCUUUUGGCCCCGCUUUCGCGCUUCGCUCGUCUGAUGGUGUUUGGGAAUGUGUGCCUCGAGUCGGGAUAGCGCGAGGACAACAAGUCGUACUGUGAUCCAAAACUGCAGCAGCAGUUGAUUGUCUCUCCCACCCCUCACCCCCUCUCCAGCUUGCUAGCCCAUCUCGUCGCGAUCCCCUAUUUCGUACUAGGCUCACCUCAACAACCAGGCCAACAUGUCGCUCCGCACGCCACUCACCGAACUCUUCGGCAUCAAGCAUCCGAUCAUGCUCGCUGGCAUGAACGUCGCAGCUGGUCCUGAGCUCGCAGCAGCAGUGACAAAUGCAGGCGGUAUCGGAGUCAUCGGAGGUGUCGGCUACACUCCAGAUUUCCUGCGAGAGCAGAUCAAGGAGCUCAAGGAUAAUUUGAACGACAAGAACGCUCCGUUUGGUGUCGACCUUUUGCUGCCAAAGGUUGGAGAAGGUGCCAGAAAGACGAACUAUGACUACACUGGAGGCAAGCUUGGAGAGCUCAUCGACAUCAUCAUCGAGGCGAAAGCCAAGCUGUUUGUCUCGGCCGUAGGAGUUGCGCCCAAAGAAAUCAUCGAGAAGCUGCACAAGGCUGGAAUCGUGUGCGCGGGUAUCAUUGGCCACCCCAAGCACGUCAAGGGCAGCGUUGCCAGUGGCGUAGAUAUGAUCAUCUUUCAAGGCGGAGAAGGUGGAGGCCACACUGGUGACAUUCCCCUCUCUGUGCUCGCGCCUAGAGUGGUCGACAUUACGCGAGGACACAAGAGCCCCUUGACGGGCAAGCAGAUCCUCACUGUCGCUGCUGGUGGCAUUUUCAGAGGCAAAAGUCUCGCUGCUGCGCUCUGCUUCGGUGCGGAUGGCGUGUGGGUCGGCACGAGAUUUGUCGCUUCGCAGGAGUCCGGCGCUCCUCGCAAGCACAAGGAAGCCGUGUUGACCAGCACCCACGAGACCGACGUCCGCACCAUCAUCUUUACCGGUCGACCCUUGAGGUUGAAGAACACACCGUACAUCCAAAAGUGGGAGGAUCGUCCAGACGAGAUCAAGAAGCUCACUUCCCAAGGAGUGAUUCCUGUCUACCACGAUUUGGAGAACGAUGACGAGAAGGGCACAGCAGAGGAAGGCGCUCGCGAGCGCUACCUGCUCGGCAAAUGCGCAAGCGUGAUUGAGGACAUCAAGCCCGCUGCGCAAAUUAUCCAAGAGAUGGUAAAUGAGGCUGUGGAUGUACUUCAAUCUGGUCGCGAGCUCGUCGUCACUGGCCCACGUCUUUGAUUCGUCACGUCCCUGAUGCACUCAGGGCGCUUUUCAGGCUGUGCCGAGCUUGGCUAGCAGUGGAUGUUGCAUGUGAAUCUCAUUAUUGCGCGCUGGAAAUCUGCGAAAGAGAGAGUGUGUUUCUUCUUAGGGAGCUAGCUGGUCCAACUGCCACGUAUCGUCAGCUGCGUCCUUGGCCGACUCGAGUGAU
This is a messenger RNA of Ceraceosorus guamensis, 1533 nucleotides long. Its product is annotated as 2-nitropropane dioxygenase. The transcript has 8 exons. Lineage: Eukaryota; Fungi; Basidiomycota; Exobasidiomycetes; Ceraceosorales; Ceraceosoraceae. The record is from RefSeq and is a predicted model, not a curated record. Gene Ontology annotation, molecular function: nitronate monooxygenase activity. The coding region runs from base 285 to 1343 and encodes 352 amino acids.